GUAUUGGCGUCAUGUAAAAAGCAUUGGUUAGAUAGGCGAUUGACUACAAGUUUCCAUUCUGUAUAUUCUGUAUAGACAGGCCACAGGCGACAAAACCAAAUUCAGCAUUCAAUGAUUCAAUGCAGCCGAUUCUUGCAUUGUUUAUUAGAAAAGUAUUAAUUUACUUAAUAUUGUUAAUUGUGGUGAAUAUCAAUGAAAUACAAUCACAAUCUACUUCUCUUAAUCCGGUAUUAAAGUACUAGGCAUAUUGAAAAGCAAUGGAUCAGAAGCCUAUGGAGAAAGUUGAUCUGAGCAAAGAAUCUGGUCUUAUGCACAAGAGCACACUCGACUACAUGAAAAUUGUCGAGCAGCAAAACUUGGAACGUGUGCAGCGGUUGAAGAAAAUCAGGGUCCGAAACUCAUUCACUGGGCUGGCUCUGGGUGCGAUUGCGUUCGGCAUCUACGGCUACUCGAUAGCUGCCAUUAAACAGGAGACUUUUCUUGAUGACUUUGAAGAACCUGAACUGGUACCGAAAGCUAGUGCACUAUAGAAUAGUUCAGUUGGUCAUUUUAUUUUAUUAUUGAUUUGUUAAUUUGUUAUCAUCACCUCUUGAUUAUAUUAUAAAAUUUUCAAUUUGAGUUGAAUUUUUUUCAAAAUGUCGAAAUUAGUUCACGCACGCCUUCCACCCCUGCCCACUAUCCGCGAUAUAAUUCGCCUGUACAAGCUGCGUGCCAUGCGAGAUCUAUCUCAGAAUUUUUUACUGGAGACUAAGAUCACUGAUAGAAUUGUCGCUGCUGCCGGCAAAAUAAAAGAUGGAGAAGUUUGCGAAGUUGGUCCAGGCCCUGGCUCCAUUACAAGAUCAAUAAUCAGGAAAAGUCCUGCACGCAUCGUUGUUAUUGAAAAGGACAAACGAUUCGAAGCUCCACUGGAGAUGCUCUCAGAGGCAUCACCUUGUCCACUGGAUAUCAUCUAUGGCGAUGUAAUGAAUUUCAAAAUGGAUAAGAUGUUCAGCGAAGACAGAAAAAGAGAAUGGAGUGAGAAACCUCCCGACAUCCAUCUUAUAGGCAAUCUUCCAUUCAAUGUGGCUACUCAUCUCAUCAUUCGUUGGCUCAAUAGCAUUGCCGAAAGAACAAACGCUUGGAGGUAUGGUAGAGUACAGAUGACUUUGACCUUUCAGAAAGAAGUGGCCGAGAGAAUGGUUGCUGCUAUUGGUUCCCCCCAGCGAUGUCGUUUGUCAGUCAUGUGCCAGAAUUGGUGUCAUGUCAAACAUUCUUUCACUAUACCAGGUUAG
Messenger RNA from Nilaparvata lugens (brown planthopper), 1271 nucleotides. It is a transcript of the gene mtTFB1, whose product is annotated as dimethyladenosine transferase 1, mitochondrial. The coding region runs from base 636 to 1271 and encodes 211 amino acids. Gene Ontology annotation, cellular component: mitochondrial matrix. The transcript has 4 exons. Lineage: Eukaryota; Metazoa; Arthropoda; Insecta; Hemiptera; Delphacidae. The record is from RefSeq and is a predicted model, not a curated record. Gene Ontology annotation, biological process: rRNA methylation; transcription initiation at mitochondrial promoter. Gene Ontology annotation, molecular function: rRNA (adenine-N6,N6-)-dimethyltransferase activity; mitochondrial transcription factor activity.